Sporothrix schenckii 1099-18 is the source of this 1419-nucleotide messenger RNA. RefSeq lists its product as uncharacterized. The transcript has 3 exons. Gene Ontology annotation, molecular function: hydrolase activity. Lineage: Eukaryota; Fungi; Ascomycota; Sordariomycetes; Ophiostomatales; Ophiostomataceae. The record is from RefSeq and is a predicted model, not a curated record. The coding region runs from base 1 to 1419 and encodes 472 amino acids.
AUGAGCCACUCGUCGCCGGCUCCGCACCGGCCCCGGCGCGACCACGACGCGACACCGCCGCCAGUGCUGCUACCGCCCGUCUCGCUGCUCCAUUGCCUCGUCUUCUGCGUCUGCCUUGCACCGCAGCUGCUCCUGCAGGCGGGGAUACGCGCAACCUUUGCGUCCAUUCUGCAGGCGCUGCCGUUUCUUGUGCUCCAAAUGCCGCUCGACGUUGCGCACCGGCAGCUUGCAGGCUGGCGGCGCGGCCGGGCCGAGCAGCAACAGCAGCAGCAGCGGCCCUCCCUAUUCGAAGAAGUCGUGCUCUGCUGCGUGCGCUGGGCUUUUAUUCAUACGGAUCCCCAUGUUGGCCGCGUCUUCUUCUCGCGGUCGGUGGCGCUGCCAUUUCACCGCUUUCGGCAGCUGCAGGCGCUUGGAGCCGGUCGGCUCGUACGGGCCGCUCUUUCUCACGCGCUGUCCUUUACCACAUUUCUUCUGCCGCCCUUUGCGGCUUCACUCAUGCCAUGGCCACGGCCUCGGCCGGUGUCCAUACUCCGCUGGCGAGAGCAUCACGAUGAACACUUCAGGGGCAUGUGGAUAACAUAUGAUGCAAGCCGCCCGCCCGACAUUGUUCUAUUCUUUGUCCACGGAGGCGGCUUCGUUCUCGGGUCGUCGCACUUUUACUUGGAAUUUCUGCUCGCAUGGGCGGCUCUACUGAUGGAAGGCAGUCCUGGGGACGAGAAGCCCGCUGGCUUCCGGAACCCGGCCAUCUUUAGUUUAGACUACACGUUGGCCCCGGACGCUGUUUUCCCAACCCAGAUCGACGAGGCUGCCCACGCUUACGCCCAUGUCCUGUCUACGGCGGCCCAGGGAGAUCCUGCGCGCAUUGUGGUUGCGGGGGAUUCUGCUGGCGGCACGAUUGUGCUUAGCCUGCUGCUCCGGCUAUCCCAGACCCCCCCUUUAGAACGGCCUCCACCCCCGCCCCUUCCCCUGCCGCUGCCGGGUAUGGCUGUCCUCAUAUCGCCGUGGGUGACUCUGCGGUCGCAGCGAUACCGCCGGUCGGCGAAUGACUACAUCGACGCCGAGACGCUUGCGAGUUACGCAGCCCUGUACGAGGGCAAGACGGCUGGCGCGCCAGGGAUUUCAGGCGAAGACCCCGUCCUCUCGCCGGGCCAUUGUCGCGACAGCAAAUGGUGGCGUCGAGCCUGUCCAGCCAAGGGCAUCUUUGCAACAUACGGCGCGGAGGAGGUGUUCGCGCCCGAGAUCCGCGCAUGGGUCGACCGUCUGCAGGCCGACGGCGUGGAUGUGCAGACGAGCGUGGACGAUGGCGGUCUUGGCGUGCACGCAUGGCCCGUUGCGUCGCUGUUUCUCGCGCGGUCGAAUGCCCGGCGUUUCGAAGGGCUUCGUCGCGUCGUCGGCGAAGUAAAACGAAGGAUGCGUUAG